This is a messenger RNA of Piliocolobus tephrosceles (Ugandan red Colobus), 1465 nucleotides long. Its product is annotated as E3 ubiquitin-protein ligase Jade-2-like. Lineage: Eukaryota; Metazoa; Chordata; Mammalia; Primates; Cercopithecidae. The annotation marks the transcript as partial. Gene Ontology annotation, biological process: regulation of transcription by RNA polymerase II. Gene Ontology annotation, cellular component: histone acetyltransferase complex. The transcript is spliced from 4 exons. The record is from RefSeq and is a predicted model, not a curated record.
GUCAGGUCAGUCCACGCCUGGUAGGAGAACUUCCUUCAGAGCCAGAGCCGGAAGGGGGCAAACAGAUGAAGAGGAGAGACCCAGGAAGCACAACAGAUACCUUGUGGUGAUCCUCCCGCCGCUGGAAGGCCCCCCUGCCCAGGCAUCCCCGAGCAGCACCACGCUUGGUGAGGGCUCCCAGCCUGAUUGGCCGGGGGGCAGCCGCUAUGACCUGGACGAGAUUGACGCCUACUGGCUGGAGCUGAUCAACUCGGAGCUUAAGGAGAUGGAGAGGCCGGAGCUGGAUGAGCUGACAUUAGAGCGUGUGCUGGAGGAACUGGAGACCCUGUGCCACCAGAAUAUGGCCAGGGCCAUCGAGACGCAGGAGGGGCUGGGCAUCGAGUACGACGAGGAUGUUGUCUGUGACGUGUGUCGCUCUCCUGAGGGCGAGGAUGGCAACGAGAUGGUCUUCUGUGACAAGUGCAACGUCUGUGUGCAUCAGGCAUGCUACGGGAUCCUCAAGGUGCCCACGGGCAGCUGGCUGUGCCGGACGUGUGCCCUGGGUGUCCAGCCAAAGUGCCUGCUCUGCCCCAAGCGAGGAGGAGCCUUGAAGCCCACCAGAAGUGGGACCAAGUGGGUGCACGUCAGCUGCGCCCUAUGGAUUCCUGAGGUGGGUGGGCGUGGAGGUGAGGCAGCCCGAGGAGCAGCCCAUGGGGAAGUGAGUGUGCAUGGGACUCAGGUAGCAGAGCACUGGGAAAGGAAGGUGAUGGACUCACAUUAAAACACUGGCAUCGGCUGGGCACGGUGGCUCACGCCUGUAAUCCCAGCAUUUUGGGAGGCCGAGGUGGGUGGAUCACUUGAGUUCAGGCGUUCAAGACCAGCCUGGCCAACAUAGCAAAACCCCCUCUCUACAAAAAUUAGGAGUGCAUGGUGGCACGCACCUAUAGUCCCAGCUACUCAGGAGGCAGAGGCAGGAGAAUCACUUGAACCCGGAGGUGCAGGUUGCAGUGAGCCGAGAUCACACCACUGCACUUCAGCCUGGGUGGCAGAGUGAGUCUCCAUCUCAGAAAAAAACACACACACUGGGAUCUCAGGUGAUGGGCCAGCGAGGAAUCCAGACCACAGCUCUAGGGAGCUUUGCUUGUGGACUUGGACAGAGCUCAGGUGGUGAGUUCUAUGAGAAAAUGGGGUUAUGGACUGCUGGGAGAUUCAGGAGACAGGUAGAAGGUCUGGACAGAAGUCAGGCAGCUGACUAGAGGGGAAAGCAGGUUGUGAGGUCCAUCUAAACCUAGGCAGUGGUUCCAACCAAAGUCAAGCCACAUGUUCAAAACAGAGAUAAGCCAACUAACCUUAAAAGAGAAUCGGGGCCAGGCGCAGUGGCUCAAGCCUGUAAUCCCAGCACUUUGGGAGGCCGAGACGGGUGGAUCACGAGGUCAGGAGAUCAAGACCAUCCUGGCUAACAUGGUGAAACCCCAUCUCUACUAAA